This is a messenger RNA of Lytechinus variegatus (green sea urchin), 2783 nucleotides long. Its product is annotated as hydroxyacid oxidase 2-like. The record is from RefSeq and is a predicted model, not a curated record. NCBI's taxonomy places the organism in Eukaryota, Metazoa, Echinodermata, Echinoidea, Temnopleuroida, Toxopneustidae. The transcript has 8 exons. Gene Ontology annotation, molecular function: FMN binding; oxidoreductase activity. Bases 119 to 1240 code for a protein of 373 amino acids.
GGAUGUGCACCUCCCUAUGCUCAAAUUAACCAGCCUAGCUACCCGCGCCAAGCUUGGAGGGUGCGUUAUGUGCCCGUUCUGUGCAUAAACCCGAAGCUGAGGAUAAUAUAAUAUAACCAUGUCAACUUCUAAAGGGAGACCAUUGAUGACCGUUGAUGAUUAUCGAUGUCGAGCUCAAGAACUAAUGUCACCCGAAGGCUGGUCGUUUUACAACGAUGCUUCUGGGCGGAGAUCGACGUACAACGAUAGCAUGGAAGCCUUUGAUCGUUACGUGAUUCGUCCUCGUAUUCUCCGUGACGUCACACACCGUACACUAUCUACCACUGUUCUGGGCCAGCCAAUCAGCAUGCCUAUCUGCGUAGCACCAACAUCAUACCACCGGUAUGCACACACCUCGGCAGAAGGAGAAACGGCUAAAGGUGCCGCGGAUGCCGACACCCUAUUCGUAAUGUCAUGUUAUGCGAAUGCAUCCAUCUCUGAAGUUUCUCGGGCAGCCCCGGGAGGAUUAAAAUGGAUGCAGCUGUAUCUCUUUAAAGAUCGACGGAUCUCUGAACACGUGGUCAAGGAGGCCGAGAAAGAAGGAUUCAAAGCUAUCGUGCUCACAGUCGAUCUUCCCUUUACUGGAAACCGAGCGUUCAGUCAAAAACGGACGACUGGGAAAUAUUAUCAAGACCCUACUUUCCGGCCAGUAAACCUAGCGAUAGACAUACCCGAGAUUCAUAGAGCUAUUCAGUCUGGUGAUGUGUGCAUACGACGUUUCCUUGAAGAGCAGGGAGAAUCACCGAAAACCUGGGAUGAUGUAAGGUGGCUGAAGUCUAUAACCAAACUUCCUAUCGUUUUGAAAGGUAUACUAACAGGUGAGGCUGCCAGGGAAGCUGCUGAUGCUGGAGUCUCUGGGAUCAUCGUAUCAGCUCAUGGGGGAAGGCAAAUCGAUGGGAUAUCUUCUCCGAUAGACGCACUUCCGGAAGUGGUAUCAGCAAUCAAAGGUAGUGGAGUCGAGGUUUACAUGGACGGAGGGGUUACGUCAGGAACCGAUGUCCUCAAAGCUCUAGGACUGGGAGCCCGGGCUGUACUAAUUGGGAAACCAGUCCUUUGGGCACUCGCUUGUGAGGGUUCUGCUGGUGUGAAGAAUGUGCUAUCCAUCCUUGGAACUGAAUUGGAUUCUGCUUUGGGCAUCUCAGGAUGUACCAGUCCAAAUGACAUUCCGUCGAAUCUGAUUGGUCGGAAAUCUUUACUUUGAGCUUGCCAUGAUUUCAUCUGAAACACAAUAUCUGAUUGGCCAGGAAAUCUUUACUAUGAGCUUGCCAUGAUUUCAUCUGAGACACAAUCUCUGAUUGGCCAAGAAAUCUUUACUCUGAGCUUGCCAUAUCAUAUGAGACAUAAUCUCUGAUUGGUCAGAAAUAAUGUACUCUGGGCUGACCGUGACUUCAUCCGACACCUGUUUAACCAACAUGUUCAAAUUAUAUCCAUACUAAUAAAUAAAUAUUGAUCUUAAAAAACAUGUCAUGUUAUCUUGUCAGAGGCUUAACCCAAUUCCAAAUGUUUUAAUCUCAAAUGUUUAUAACAGUUUAAAGGAAUGCCGUGGUACAGCGUAUGUUCAAAGGAAAAUGAAACCCAUGGAACAAUAAAGCCUGUAUGGAAGUAGAAAAUGAAAGAAUCAGAUCAACGAAAGUUUUAGUUGGACAAACAUUACGACAGUUAUGAAUAUUUGAAUGUCGGGAUUACUAUUGCUGUAACUUCUGAAAGUUCACAUGGCGACGAAGAAGAAGAGGAGUGUAUCGCGUCUCAUGGUACACCGGCCCACGAAACGAUACAUGGUAUACCGUGAAACCCACUACACUCUUCACCACUAAUACUAUGGAGCAGCCCAUUGGCAAUGCGAACAACAUCUGUGAUGUCACACAAAACUAAUCUCCCAUUUGGACACUGAAAUAUAAUAAUAUACCCCCAAUCAUCUCUUUUUUUUUGUUCAUUUAUAAUUAUAUGACAAAUACUGUGUCGUGAAACCUUCCAUCAUGCAUGUCCAUCAUUAAAAAACAACAUCCGAUCUUGCGACAGACUAGAGAAAAAGGAAAAAAGGCGAAAUUGUAUAUCGGAAUGAUAUAUGUCAAGCUGUGGGAUAUCAUAGAUCCUGUCAAAAUAAUGGGAUAAAUGUUAUUGUCAAGAUGUUCGUUAGUCCGAAAAAAGAGUUCGUUUAACCGAAUCGUUUGUGGCAUCAUUCCGAAAGUUCUUUGAAAUGAAAAGAAAACAGGAUUCGCUAGUCUAAAAUUAAUAAAGGAUCGUUAGUCCGAGGGGAUUGAACUCCGAAAAUAAAACAAGGUAGUUAUUAUUACGAAGGAUCGUUAUUGCGAAUAUAACCAUUGAGCGAUAUAUAGUCUAGGCAUACGGGGCUAUAAAUCGUUUUAAUAGUGAACAUUCUUUCGUUUUAGGAUUAACGAAACUAACCUUAUUUCGUUGUCGGGUCAUCAAGAAUCAGACUCAAUUUUCUUACAGAUAAACGAACCUCUGGAUAUAUGAACCUAAUCGGAAUAAUGCAUUAUUAUGAUCAGAAAGCUACCAUUUAGUAAUGAUCGAAUUCCAGUUGUAUAUGUAUUUUUCAUUUGGCAUGUUUGGUGACAUGUGAUGAAAAUUCAUUUAUUUCUAAAAACAUUCAUUUUGUGAUUGAAUUAGCAUUGAUUGCUAUAAUCGAGAUACAGUUGUGACCAAAAUAAACCGUUUUUUUUAAUAAACAAGUGCACACCAAGAUACCAAUAAUGCAUAUAGCAUUUUCUUUUACUAGUAUU